AUGUAUACAUUAAGAAAAUUGCACUUAAUAUUAUCAUAUAUCUGCAAUAAUAAUGAACAGAAUAUUUGCUUCUAAGUGUGGAAUGUGUAGAAUUUACCAAAUUUCUAUUAUUUAAUGAAUCUUCAUAGUGUAUAAUUCGAUAAUACCUUAAUAAUUUAAUCUGAUAACUUGUUCUUUUGUGUUACUUUUAGCAAUUAUACUGUUUAUGUUUACAAUCCUUAAUAUCCAUAUCACAUGAGUUUAUAUUAUAUAUUAUAAUUGACUUCUCCAAUUUAAUGA
Molecule: messenger RNA, 279 nt
Organism: Paramecium octaurelia
Lineage: Eukaryota; Ciliophora; Oligohymenophorea; Peniculida; Parameciidae
Source: the annotation of a GenBank genome assembly